CCCGGCGCACAUUCAAUAACCCAGUAAAUUAAUUUGACAGCUUUGAAUACGCUACGCACGUACACGGCCCUUCAAAGGGUGUAAUGCAGAUACUAGAGAGGUCAAGAAAGUCUAGGAUUCUUUCUGAUUCUAAAAAUUCAUAGUGAGAGAUGUUAAAGAAGAGUAGACAGUGAAGAGAUAUGACUACAAGAUGAAGAGGUAUAAGCAGUACCUGGAGCCAGAUAAUACUUAUCUGUUGCCAAGGACUACAAGAUUCAGAUCCUACACAUGCAGUUCCAACAGCGACGCACCUGGUCCAUCAAGAAGUCAUGUUUUUGAGAAUCAGAAUCUGAACUAGAGAAAAGAAACUGUAUAUAUGGCACUGAAGGACGAAGUGAGGAUGGAAGUGAGACAAAUGAUGUAUGUGCAGUUGAGACAGAGGAACAAAAGAGAGUAAAUUGUGCUUUAGGGCAUUAUGAAAGUGAGACAUCAAAUAAGUGAUGAAGAAAGAAUGGAAUUAGAAGAAGGAAAUUGAAUUAAAAAAUUGAAGGAAAUUAGAUGGUGAAAAGUGAAACAGCAAGUGAUGGAGUCAGUGAAGCAGGUGAAAGUGAUGAAGACAGUGAUGUUGAGGAACAUCAUGAUGAAGAUGAACCUGACACCAGUCCAAAAUUUGCAGAAAACCUAAAUGUCCCAAUAUGCAGGUUUCUCUCGAUCACUAAGGCUGAACUACUCCUGAUACUCAUAACAUUUACACUGAAACACAAUUUAGCCUUUGCUGCACUGCUUGACCUGUUGAAAUUGAUUAAUUUCAUUUUCUCUUCAACUGUACUACCGGCCUCUAAACACAUGCUCAGUAAGGUAUUUGCACACUUUAGCCAGAGAACAGAGCUUCAUUUUCUCUGUACAUUCUGUCAGUCAUAUCUUGCAAGUCAGACAGAAGAUAAUCAGAGGAAACACUAUGUGUGUUCAAACUGCAACAAGACAAACAUUACCCAAGAUCUGAAAAGCCAAAGCUACUUUGUAACCUUACCAGUCGAUUUACAAGUUAGAUCACUCCUUGAAAAUGACAACUUUAGAGAUUCACUCAACAUUCGAUUUUCAAGAGCAACAUCAGAAAAUGUCCUUAGGGACAUUUAUGAUGGUGAUAUGUACAAGGAGCUCUCACAUCCGGGUGGAAUUUUGCACAAUAAGAAUAACCUUUGGUAUGUGUUCAAUUCAGAUGGAAGUCCCUUAUAUAAAGCCUCCGGUACAUCAGUCUGGCCAAUACAGCUAGCUAUAAAUGAAAUUCCCCCUGCAGAACGUAGGAAAAACAUGAUACUUGCUGGUCUGUGGCAUGGGAAAGGAGAACCCCGGAUGGAUAUUUUUAUUCACAGAUUUGUAGAGCAAGCAAAAAAACUCAUCACAGAUGGGGUGAUGUGGUGGAACAAGAUCACAAAUUCGUGGAUAAAAACUAAACUCGUAGGGUUAUGUUGUUGUGUGGACUCCGUUGCUAGACCCCUGUUGCAAAACAUCACCCAGUUUAAUGGGUACCAUGGCUAUGUUGCUCAGCCAGUCCCCACCAGCUCUGCCAAGCUGGUCCACCAGCUCAGCCAGGUCCCCACCAGCUCGGCCAAGCUGGUCCACCAGCUCAGCCAGGUCCCCACCAGCUCGGCCAAGCUGGUCCACCAGGCUCAGCCAGUCCCCACCAGCUCGGCCAAGCUGGUCCACCAGCUACAACCAGCUUUGACCAGCUUAAACCAGCUUGAACCAGCUACCAUCUUAAGCUGUCUAUUGUAUGUCCAUCUUGCUGCCCAGAUGCUGCGCGUGAAUGAUUACAGCAUGCAGAUUGGGAAGAAAAGCCCAACCUUUGAUCCUCCAAUCGGCUAUGAACCACCCAAUCUCAUUGACAUUGCACAGGUGGUGAAGCAGCUGGAGUUAGGGAAGGCCGCACAACCGGAGCAGUCUGGUUUUACGCAUAAGUUGUCUACCAUCGACCACAUCCUGGCACUUAGAGUUCUCAUGAAGCGCAAGUACGAAUAUUGGCAGAAGUUCUUUGUAGCCUUUGUCGAUUUUCGUAAAGUGUUUGACUCUGUCAAGUUGCUCUGUGGGACAUCCUGA
Messenger RNA from Paramormyrops kingsleyae, 2076 nucleotides. Lineage: Eukaryota; Metazoa; Chordata; Actinopteri; Osteoglossiformes; Mormyridae. The record is from RefSeq and is a predicted model, not a curated record.